AAGGCCCUAAACAGAUACAAUCAAACAAAACAAAACCAUCUGCUCAUCGCAGAUUCAGAUCGAAAAUUGGGGCCAAAAAAUACGAAGAAAAAUGACGAUGUUUCACUUCUUCAACUGUGCGAUCCUCACUUUCGGUCCUCACGCCAUCUACUACUCCGCCACUCCCUUAUCGGAGUAUGAUACUCUUGGUACUUCUGUUAAAGCUGCCCUUGUUUAUCUUGGAACUGCUUUGGUAAAGCUUGUAUGUCUCGCAACGUUUUUGAAGGUUUCUGAGAAUGACGGCUUCGAUCCGUACCAGGAACUUUUGAAGGCAGUGAUUGGUUUUAUAGAUGUUGCUGGCCUUUAUUUUGCCUUAACACAGUUGACUCAUAGGAACAUCUCUCAAAAUCAUAAAUUUCAAGCUGUUGGACUUGGAUGGGCAUUUGCUGAUUCGGUUCUACAUAGAUUGGCACCCCUUUGGGUGGGAGCUAGAGGACUAGAAUUCACUUGGGAUUUCAUUCUACAAGGCUUGGAAGCAAAUGCUAAUUUGGUGUUAAGUAUAUCUCUUGCUGCAUUGGGAUCUUUAAUGUGGCUUCGCAAAAACAAGCCCAAGACUUUGAUUCCCAUAAUAUACGCAUGUGCCGGAAUUGUUGCUACCAUGCCAUCCAUUACAAGCUAUCUAAGGCGAGGAUUGGGAUGGCACUUCCCGAAGGUGGUAGGCUUCGAACUGUUCACGUCUUUGAGUAUGGCUUUCAUUAGUUGGCAAUUGUUUUCUGCAUGCCAAAGGCCCUCUUCAUGAGGAGCAAAGUUUAUACCCUCCACUUGAUGUUUGAAAGAGAUUUUAUUGCCCAUCAAUUUUUCAAUCAUCUUUGAUGUACUGUUGGAACUAUCUUAACAUCAAUCUGUAAGAUUUUUGCCAAUGGCAGAAAAACUCAGAUUUUGUAUCUCUAGAAAAAUUAGAGAAAAAGAAAAAAGAUUUUGGAUGUAGAA
Gossypium raimondii (Peruvian cotton) is the source of this 969-nucleotide messenger RNA. RefSeq lists its product as uncharacterized. The record is from RefSeq and is a predicted model, not a curated record. Lineage: Eukaryota; Viridiplantae; Streptophyta; Magnoliopsida; Malvales; Malvaceae. Bases 92 to 778 code for a protein of 228 amino acids. The transcript is spliced from 7 exons.